This is a messenger RNA of Vespa crabro (European hornet), 715 nucleotides long. RefSeq names its product chromosome transmission fidelity protein 8 homolog. Bases 162 to 509 code for a protein of 115 amino acids. Lineage: Eukaryota; Metazoa; Arthropoda; Insecta; Hymenoptera; Vespidae. The record is from RefSeq and is a predicted model, not a curated record. Gene Ontology annotation, cellular component: Ctf18 RFC-like complex. The transcript is spliced from 2 exons. Gene Ontology annotation, biological process: mitotic sister chromatid cohesion.
GUAAAUUGAGAAUCAUAGUAAUAACUUAUCCAGACAUAGACAUAGAUUUUAAUGUAGUAAAUAAUGAUAUUACAAAAUUUAUAAAAGUAAAGUGAAUAAAUUGUAUAUAUCAUACUUUAAAUUUGUAUGUAUUUUGGCAUUUUUAACGGAAAAUCAUUAAAAUGAUAAUACCUAUUAAACGUGAUCAAGAUGUACAAGAGUGGGCUAUAGUGGAAUUAAAAGGUGAAUUAUCGUUUGGUACAAAAGAUAUUACAAAUAGUCAUUACAUUGGUGAUUUUCAUUUUACAAAAUCUGGAACACCAAUGCUUAUAAUUGGUAUUCAUGUAAUGUAUGGAAAAGAGAUGGCUCUUACUAAACCUAUUGCAGUUUUAAAAAAAAAAGUUGUCUCUUCAACUAAUCAGUCAAAAGAAGAAGAUUGUAAAACUGAAUAUACUAUUCAAGCAAUUGUAAAUAAGAAAAUUGUUUUUAAAUUUAGACCCAAGCCUAUUGUAAAUAGCAUAGAAGUAUAAAAGAAUGUUUUGAAAAUGGUCAUGUUUAAAAAAAUGUUUAGGACAUUAAAUUAUUGUGUAUUUACAUAUUUUAUAAAAAUAUUGUUUUUACAUGGCCUAUUAACUCAUUAUACUUGACAUCAUUCUAUAAGGUUGUACAGACUUAUAUUUAUUUAUUUUAUAAUUUAAACAAGCAAUUAAAAAUACAAAAAUCUUAUAAAUGUAAA